UCACAUCCACCAGACCAGUGCCACAGUGCACAGUGCCAACACUCACACACACGUGAAGAUCGUGUAAUUAAGCACACUACAAGGUACAUGUAACAGCAACACAGAACUGUAUCACAAUACAGUAAACAAAUACAACUACUCUCGCUUUUCUCCAUAACUACAGAGAGCGAGGAAGUACUGAUCUAAUCAUGGGGUGAGUGAUACUUGUACCCUCGUACAGUGUUUGAAGCUAUCGAGAAGGCCUAUCGCUGCCGGAUUCCUCCUAUAAGCCUGUUGACUAGGUGUACAGGUCAGGGUAUGAGUGUAGACAUCAGUGUUUGAGUGCGGGAGGAACGACGAUGUUGGUGCAGGGAUAGUACCUGCGUGUGGUGCGUGGUUGUCUCCACCAUGAAACACUCACACGCCAACAUUGAUGCUCCAAGUGGUGACUCACGAAGCUUAAGUGGUGAUAAGGAGUUUUAAAGUGGCACUAACAAGUCUUAAUUGUCACUCACUAGUGUUAAGUAGUGACUUACAACUCUUUAAUAGUGAAUCACGAAUCUAUGAAACUUAAGUGGUGAUAAGGAGUUUUUAAGUGGCAACUAACGAGUCUCAACUCGUCACUUACUAGUUAAGUGGUAAUUUAAGAAUUUUUAACAGUGACUCACGAAUCUUAAGUGGAGACUCAAACGUUGAAUUCAGACGUUUAAGUGGUGACUUCCUUCUUAGUCUCCUCGUUGAUGUCUCCCAUGGCAACGAUGAAGGAGCCUCAGGACACCGAGAAACUCAUCAACGAGAAGAGGGUGGGUGAAGACAGCAGAAUGGAGGGUUCCACAGGGCAAGAAUCUGAUACCACUAUGACCAGCUCUGGAACCAGCCUUGCUGCAGCCAAAGAGUUUAUUAUUAAGGAAGUAGCGAAGCUGAAGUGGCUGACGUGCUGUCAGAUGGUGCUGCUGGUGCUGUCUGUGCUGCUGGUCGUCCUCAGUGUGGCCAUGCUGACCGGGUGCUUCCACGCCAUUAUCAGCUGUAUUCUGCAUUCGCGUCUGGAGGUAGUGGAGGGCUCGGAGGCGUACGACAUGUGGAAGGUUACCCCGAUUCCUAUGUUAUUAAAGAUGUACCUCUUCAACUUGACGAACCCAGAACAGUUCAAGAACGGAAAGAAGCCAAUCCUGCAGGAAUGUGGUCCUUAUGUCUGGAGAGAGUACCACGAGAAGGUGAAUGUGACCUUCAACAGCAACAACACUGUGAGUUACCUGCAGCAACGAUGGUGGGUGUGGGACCAGCAACUCUCUGGCAAGAACACUCAGGACGACCUCAUCUUCAGCCUCAACACUAUUCCUGUGUCUGCUGUAUGGGCGGUGCGAGACGAGGAGAUCUACCUGGCUGUUCUCAAUAGAAUGUUUAACGAUUUAGGCGAGAAGCUGGUCAUCUCCGCCACUGUCAACGAACUUGUCUUUAGCGGAGUCAAGGACCCUAUGCUGGACUGGUUACAGAAAGAAGUGGUAGCCAAGAACGGUUCCUACCAUUUCCUUUUAAACAUAAUCGGUACUAACUCUGCCAUCGUCAGCUUCGACAAAUUCGCCUGGUUCUACAAGCGCAAUAUGUCUCGUGACUACGAUGGUUUGUUCAACAUGAAGACUGGAGCAGAUUCUUUAACUAACCUAGGUAUGAUUGAUUGGUGGAACAAGAAGCACCAGACUCCCUUCUUCUCGCCUCCCUGCAACCAGGUGUCUGGAUCAGCAGGUGAAUUCUUCCCUCCUGGUAGCAACAAUGAUCACCUCGUCGUCUUCAGCUCUGAUCUCUGCAUGGGCAUGGAGUUGUUCUUCAAGGAGACGACCUUCUCCAGGGGUGUCUAUGCCAACCGCUUUUGGGGCACCAACCAGACUUUCGCUAACGGCUCCAUCGUCCCGGGGAAGGAGUGCUACUGCGUUAAGGGCACAUGUGCCCCCACAGGUCUCUUGAACGCUGAGUCGUGUCGCAUGGGUGCUCCAGCCUUCAUCUCCUUCCCGCACUUCGUCAAUGGUGAUCCCUUCCUCCUGGAGGGCGUCACCGGCCUCGCUCCCAACCUCGCCAAACACGCCUUCAUACUAGAUAUCAUUCCGGAGCUGGGUGUUCCCUUGCGAGUGGCUGCGAGACUGCAGAUCAACAUGCAUGUACUUCCAUACCCAGGCCACAAGAUGAUGCAUUUCGAUAGAAUAGACAUCUUGAGAAGCGUCCCGGAUGUGUAUCUACCAACAUUGUGGUUUGAAGUGCUGGCAGAAAUGACACCAGAGAUGGCUUCCAAGAUGAGUAUAGUCUUGUACAUCAUAAAAUCUCCCAUCACCAACGUUAUCAUCUGGUGGACAUUGUUAACUUUGGCACUGAUGGUCAUAAUGUUGGUCAUCACACUCCACUACAAAAGAGUAGGUCGUCGCAGGUAUAAACUACAACCAUUGCUAAAAAUCCCCGACAAUACCACCAAAAACUUGCACGGUUUGUUACACAAUUUCUUGUUAUAUAUUAUAAAGUUUUAACUUGUUUACUCCCUAGGAAUAAUUUAUUUAGUCUGUAAAUCUGUUAUCUUCAUUUUUUCCGCAAAUAUAUAUAUAUUAAAUUACAAACCGUCAUCUUAGUUUUCCAUUUUUGGGUGCAGGUGAUCAAAUUUGGGUGUUACCUGCCUAAAAAUUAAUAUAUUACAGCUUUAUUCAUUAUUCACAGCCACUUAAUUAUUUGCUCCUGAUUAGAGGAUAUUACAUGCAUGUGAUAUAAAAUUGAUUUUAAUA
Molecule: messenger RNA, 2741 nt
Organism: Cherax quadricarinatus
Lineage: Eukaryota; Metazoa; Arthropoda; Malacostraca; Decapoda; Parastacidae
Product: protein croquemort
Cellular component (GO): cytoplasm; membrane
Molecular function (GO): scavenger receptor activity
Source: RefSeq, a predicted model, not a curated record